Messenger RNA from Morchella importuna, 1257 nucleotides. RefSeq lists its product as uncharacterized. Gene Ontology annotation, cellular component: Cdc73/Paf1 complex. Gene Ontology annotation, molecular function: chromatin binding; RNA polymerase II complex binding. NCBI's taxonomy places the organism in Eukaryota, Fungi, Ascomycota, Pezizomycetes, Pezizales, Morchellaceae. The transcript has 2 exons. The record is from RefSeq and is a predicted model, not a curated record. Bases 1 to 1257 code for a protein of 418 amino acids. Gene Ontology annotation, biological process: transcription elongation by RNA polymerase II.
AUGGAGACAAUCAAAAAUUCUUCCGAGCCUAAGCCCUUUCUCUUGAGCCAGGAGCAAACCUACCUUGCGCGUAUCCGUUACGGAGCACAGGUCGCCGAGCCUCCAUGUCCGCCAAAGCUCCUGCCUAUCUCAAUCGAUCCUCUCCCGAUGUUUUGUAGGGCUUCAUUUACUCCUCUGAGCCUGCUUACGGAGCACAUAAAUGUUGAUGUUGACAGCGAGUGCGGAAUGCAACUGGACAUAAGCCAUCAACCAGGCAUAUUCGAUGGAUCAAACAAGCCUAUCGCGGCACUAAGUCACAUCAAUGUGCAUCCCACCGACCGCUUACUUCUCCGAACCACCGAUCUUCUAAGCAAAAACAAUCCUAUCUCCGCCCUCGGACGAAAAUCCACCUCUUUUCUCCGCCGCACUGAGUAUAUCUCGGCAGACGGACCACAAUAUGCACACGUUUCUGCCUUUGCACGUACGCAGCGUCUCGCCAUGGCCAAGCUCGUCACUCUUCGUUCGCAUGACGAGGAGUAUCAAGAGCCCACCCGCAUUCUCAAGGCGAUUUUACGCGGGUUUGAUACAGCAAAUCCGGAGACACCCCGAGAGACGCCAGAGUUUGAAGAAGACGAUGAGUUUGCGGUGCAGGCGGAGCACAGGUGGAAGCCAAUUGAGUCGAUGAAGCAUCCUGACCGGCUCGGUGUCGUCGCAGUGGAGGAAUUCCCAGUACUGCCCGAUCCAGAGGCAUGUAGUGAUACUGGCGGGUUUAUGGUCUUCAGCUUCCAGACAAGCCCUGUCCCGCCAGCACCACACAGAGAUUUUAGGUUGGACGUUGGUAUUAUUAUUCCGCAUGACCAGCAUAACGAGGAGGGCACUGUGCAGACAUUCGACUACUACCUUCCCACCACACAACAUGCCGCGCUCAAUACUAAACGUAGCUUCGACGACUACAAUGUCGACAUCGAUUACAAAUCUUCAAGUUCAGAGGGUAUCGAGAAGACGCUUCCUUACAAGUUUGUACGCACAUAUGAAACUCGGGUGCAGAAACAGGUGACCGAUAGAAUGGCGGUUAUCCUCCAUCAGGGAGAUGAAAAAAAACCAAAAGCCGCUUAUUACUAUCCUAUUGACGCCAAAGUUGUUCUUCAACCGGCACGCGGAGCGAAGCUGCUGGAGAGGCCGGAGCCAGUUGAAAGGCUAAAUGUGUCUGUGAGGGAGCUGGAUAAUGAAGAAAAUCAGAGAAGAGAAGCGAUUAAAAGGGUUAGGAUGGGCUUGUGA